Molecule: messenger RNA, 381 nt
Organism: Ostertagia ostertagi
Lineage: Eukaryota; Metazoa; Nematoda; Chromadorea; Rhabditida; Trichostrongylidae
Source: the annotation of a GenBank genome assembly
GCUUUGAAGAGGGAAUUCCAGCGACAGAGCAUUGAGUCGGAGCAGCCGUCGAUCAAGCAGAAAACUCCGAAUGCUCGAGCAAACCGCGGUAAUUUGAGGGAUGCGACUAGAGCUCUGAUCAGUAUCGUAUCGAUGUAUCUCAUGUCACAGUCACUACAAGUGGUGCUGACAUUUUGGGAAACGUUCGAUCGAGCGAGUCUAGAAUCCGAGGAUCUCAACGUUGUCUACUCCUACCUAAACGAUAUCGUCAGCAUUCUCACGCUACUCUCAAGUUGCCUUCGUUUCCCUGUGUACUGUUCGUGUAAUCGGCUCAUCUACUCAGCAUCCUCGGGUACCCUCAGUGAAAUGAAAAGCUGUGCUUCACACAGAAAAAGCGGCGCG